CCAAGAAUGUCUGCAAUUCAUAAAGAAAUAGCUCAAAGAUGAGCUAGAAGGAUUCUUGAUAGUGAAAUAUUGAUAUAUUUCCUCGGAAACGGGAUAAACAUAGAUAUUGGAGCGCCUGAAAUACGCUCUUAUGAUGACUUCUGGAAGGAAUACCCUGUUUUUGAGAAAAACAAACUUUAUAGGGCAGAUGUGCUCAGCCAUGACUUUUGUCAGAAAUCUCCUGAGCUAUUUUGGUACUACUUUGGCAAGGAAUAUCAUACUUAUAAAAACAUGAAGCCAAAUGAGUGAUACUUCAAGAUGCUCCAGAUUGCAGAAGGACUGAAGAGGGAUAAUUAUUAUGUCUUCACUACUAAUUAUGACGAACAUGUAUUAGAAGAAGGAUUCCCUGAGGAUAGAGUAUUCGAAGCUCAUGGAAACAUCAACACCUUGCAGUGAUAAACAGCACUCCUGAGUGAGAUGAUCUGACUAAGGUUCCCUUCGAGGCACAAUUUUACCUUAAUGAAGAGGAAUCUAGGUGCGAGAAUUUAUUAGGAUGUCCCAAGUGAAAAAGCUAUUUAAGACCAAAUGUAGUCCUGACUAAGGACACCAAGUUUAAUGUCAAAGAAUACAUGAAGAAAAAGGACAAAUUUGACUCUUUUCUGCUUGAGAAUAUUCAUAAGAAAAUAGCAGUCGUGGAAAUUGGAGUUGGUGUUUUUGGAAAAACAGCCAGAGUUGUGGGAGACAGUUUGCUCAAAAAUGCAAAGAAUUUGAGCUAUAUGAUCAUUAAUCCAAGAGGACGGGAAUACCGAACACUUCGAAAUAUGAUUGAGAAGGGGGAGGAUAUUAAAUCGGAUACAAUAGAUACAAUGAUGAACCAUGAUGACCUGCCGACUCAUCUGAAAGCAGAGAUCGAGUUUUAUCAAAGCAUAAGGAACGAAGUUAUCAAGUUUCCUGUUGGAGCAAAUGAAGGAAUCAGUAUGAUCCAUUCAGAGAUUAAAAACUUAGUGU
Messenger RNA from Moneuplotes crassus, 987 nucleotides. The record is from the annotation of a GenBank genome assembly. Lineage: Eukaryota; Ciliophora; Spirotrichea; Euplotida; Euplotidae.